AUGACGGAACCUGUGGUUAUCCAGACACCACCGGUCCUUGCGGGACAUGUGCUUUCAGAGAAGGAGAAGAAGUAUGACCGCCAACUCCGUCUAUGGGCGGCAAGCGGUCAAGCUGCUCUGGAGUCGGCAAACAUCCUGCUUUUCAACACAGGCUCCGGGACUGUCGGCGUGGAGGCCCUCAAGAAUCUAGUGCUGCCGGGAAUCGGCCGGUUUGCAAUUAUUGACGAUGCCACGGUGCAAGAGGCUGACCUAGGUGUCAACUUCUUCCUUGAUGAGAAUUCUCUGGGCAGGUCAAGGGCACAGUCUUGUACAGAGCUCCUUCUCGAGCUGAACCCAGAGGUCCAUGGGGAAUGGUUCCCAAAGAACCAAGAGCCGUUGGAACUGGACAAGAUCCUCGCAGCAUCGCCUACUUUCACCAUGAUCAUGUAUACUUUGCCAAUCAGCCCAGAGCACUUGACGGUGCUUCAAAGCUACGGAAGCAAACAUCUCACGCCGUUGGUUGCCAUUCAUUCGACAGGAUUAUACUCCUACUUUCGCGCGAGCCUCCCAGGCACAUUCCCUAUCGUCGAUACUCAUCCGGACGAGGCAUCCACUACUGACCUACGACUGCUCUCCCCGUGGACUGAGUUGCGUGAAUUCGCUGCCCAGAUGACGAAGGAUUUGGACGCCAUGGACAACCAUGAGCACGGCCACAUACCGUAUGUGGUCAUCCUACUGCACUAUCUCGAACAGUGGAAGGACGCCCACGGCGAAUACCCAAAGAAUUACGCCGAAAAGACCGAAUUCCGGAAGACGGUAGCGGAUGGAGCCAGGAGGGACAACCCGGAAGGUGGCGAGGAAAACUUCGACGAGGCGGUGGCGGCCGUCGUGAAGACAAUAGUGCCCUCUAGUCUCCCGUCGAGCCUGAAGGAGGUGUUCGAUUACAUCCACACUCAACCAAUCGAGCAAAGGUCGAGCUUCUGGAUCAUCGCCGACGCGGUGAGUCAGUUCUACAAGAAGCACAACUGUUUGCCACUGCCGGGGAAUGUACCGGACAUGAAGGCGCAGUCCAAGGUCUACAUCCAACUUCAGAGCAUCUACAAGGCCAAGGCUCGGCAAGACGUGGCUGAGGUCCUGGGCACGGUUAGACAGAGUCCAGGUGGCGAAGACGUUGAUCCUGGAGAGGUUGAGCUUUUCUGCAAGAAUGCAGCCUUUGUCAAGCUCGUCAAUUCCGGAGCCACUGGCGCUGAUCGUCUCGCCAAAGUCGCCAAGGAGGAACUGGACAACGACGUGAACAUGGAGGCCAUGAUGAUGCCUUUGUCCUUGAUACCGAUAUAUCUGGCACUCCGUGCGACGUCACACAAUGCUCAAGCGUCAUCAGAAGAGAUUUUGAAGAAUAUUGGAGACACUAUCCCAGACGCCGGUCAAAACGAACGACUUGUCAAGAUAUCCAAAGAAGUGGCUCGCGCUGGCGGCGGAGAGCUUCACAACACAUCCGCUCUCACAGGGGGAAUGGUGGCCCAAGAGGUCAUCAAAAUCAUUACGAAGCAAUACAUACCAGUCGACAAUACCUACACCAGCGGGCUCGAAGAAUCCAAAACCGGAAUGGAUCACUUGGCCAAAGAGAUGACGAACUUGUCGGGCCGCAAGUCCUAG
This is a messenger RNA of Diaporthe citri, 1635 nucleotides long. RefSeq lists its product as uncharacterized. Gene Ontology annotation, biological process: protein neddylation. Gene Ontology annotation, molecular function: NEDD8 activating enzyme activity. Gene Ontology annotation, cellular component: cytoplasm. Bases 1 to 1635 code for a protein of 544 amino acids. Lineage: Eukaryota; Fungi; Ascomycota; Sordariomycetes; Diaporthales; Diaporthaceae. The record is from RefSeq and is a predicted model, not a curated record. The transcript has 7 exons.